AUACUUUCCAAAACAAAGAUAAAACUCACUUGAGCUUUUAUUUUCGUUUGACAGCUGAUUGUGGGACAACUGUCAAGUCGCGCGAGGUAGAAAGUUUUGAUCGGAUUGCAGUGAAAUGGGAAUACGCGGUGUUGUCGUGGGAGAUAGAUAAACGUUAGUCUAAUUAUCUAAAUAACGAUGACAUUGUGACGUGUACCGGAACGUGCGUGUACCUCCUGCUGCACCGCAAUUGGUGCGCCCUUGCCAGCAACCCUGAAACGCACACGCGGCCAGUUAUUGAUCGGGAGAAGUAGGCGCACUCUCCUACGGAGCGGAGACGUCGCCACCGAUGAAGCAAUUCGGCAGCAGCUCGAACUUGUCGUCGUCCUCGUCAUCCUUGCCGUACACCAGUUUGGGGUCGGGGAAGACCACUUCCAAGCAGUCGUCCUCAGGCUCGACCAUCAUCGACACUGGGAUGUAUUUGCGGGAUUGGCGGAAGGCGCUCCGUUCGCCACCUUCGUACCGGAUAGGCAAUCGGACCAUUCGGUUGCAAGUGCACUUCACCUGGGUGCUGGCCACACUGUGUGCGUUCCUUCUCCUGGUGCUGUACAUCUCCUCCAGCCCUUCGUCGUCGUUGAUCAAUGAUGCACCUCCGGCAAACAGCUUUCUGAGGAAUUCGGUCAUAGUAUACAACCACACCUACCCACUGACCAGUCCGAUCAUUAGCAGUGGCAUAUACUCGUUCAGGAUAGGGAUCAUCGCCGACCUCGAUACGAAUUCGGCGCUCAAGAAGAAUCAGUGGGGCAGCUACUAUCUGAAGGGCUAUCUGAGCUUCAUUCCGUCGAAACGAUCGAUCACGGUGUCCUGGGACGAUGGCGAGGCGAAAGCACUUCAGUCUGGGUUUUCGCUGAAGGGCCGGGGGAUGGAGUUGUCCGAAUUGGUGGUGUUCAACGGUAGGCUGCUAACGUUUGACGAUCGCACCGGGUUGGUGUACGAGAUUGAUGGCGAAAAGGUGUUGCCCUGGGUGCUGCUAAUGGACGGGGAUGGCCGCACGACGAAGGGCUUCAAAUCGGAGUGGGCCACCGUGAAGGAUCAGGUGCUGUACGUAGGGUCGAUGGGCAAAGAGUGGACGACUUCUACCGGGGAUUUCGAAACGAACGAUCCCAUGUACGUGAAGGCGGUCACGGUACACGGAGAGGUGUAUCACUUAAACUGGAUCAACAAUUACAAAGCCAUCCGGAAAGCGAUCGGUAUCGAGUGGCCCGGGUACAUGAUUCACGAGUCUGGCGCUUGGUCGGAGGUGCAUCGGCGAUGGUUCUUCUUGCCCCGGCGCUGCUCCCGCGAGCGCUACAAUGAAACGCGGGACGAGCACAUGGGGUGUAACUUUCUCUUAUCGUGUGACGAAACGUUCCAAGGAGUUCGCGCGAUCGAACUGAAGAGGAACGACGUGCCAUCGACGCACGGGUACUCGAGCUUCAAGUUCCUGCCCACGAGCAACGAUGAAAUAAUCGUUGCCCUGUCCACGGAAGAGCUGAACGGCAAAACGUCCAGCUUCAUCAGUGCGUUCACCAUCGAGGGCGAGCAGCUGAUGGUGGAAACACGCAUUCACACCGAGUACAAGUACGAGGGACUAGAGUUUAUCUAGAGUUUUAGUGUGUAGUUGCAUUCUUGUACAUAGCCAACAGCCGCACAGUGUAUUCUCACUGUCCCCGUUGGCAGCUAGUUAGACAAUGACACCUAAAUCCGCAAUCGCGAUAACGCUUGUAGGAGCUUGCAACCAAACCCCGUGGUAUCGGAGAAGCGUUAAAUGCCAAACUUUAUCAUCACACCUUUUCUUUUCCUCCGUACCCUAAUAUACCACCACGUACAACACACACGCACGCGGCAGGGUUGGACACAGUUAUUGGUGGUUUCCGAUGCGUCGUGGGCAGCAGAAACCAUUUGUUGUGAUAUAGUAUUUCUGUGUGUUGUUCUUUGUACAGCUAUAAUAUUAUUAUUUUUAAAUAAACGCAACGCACGUCGCUCUGAAGCAAUAGCAGCGUACGAGAUAAUAGGUCUUAUCUAACGCAUUUUGGGGCUUUCACAAGGAUUAGGCGUGUGAGACAGAGAGCGCGAGAGCGCGCUUGAUUGUGUGCGUGUGCGUAUACGACAACCAAAACAGAGAGCAACAAAUGCCGGCACAACCGAGCUGGAGAGUAAAUAGAGAUAGAGAGAGAGAAAUAAGGAUGGCUGCGUUCACUCGGGCGGAUGACAUUUCACGACACGCGCUAUAUCCUUUCAACCAAGGAGUCCACGCGGAGAGAUUAGGGCCGUUGUGUUGUUAGGCAACCAACCACUUUCAGGAAGGAGCUGCAAUACGACGAAUCCCGAACACUUUCACCGUAGAACCAACCGUGAACGGAUAAAAAUUAAGUGUUCCCAAUGUAUUUCGCUUUCGCGACCGGUCUGGAGUUUGUGCGAAAUUGGCCCGGUGGGCUCACGGUUGUGUAGGCAUUCGUUUGCGACAGUGUUAAAACCAGCCAGAAGUCGCCCCAUGUUGCCUUGACCUUAUCCGUCGUCGCACGUUAAUCAUGGAUCGAAGCAGUCGAGCGUUGUAAAGUGUUAGUGUUUGGUGGUGAUGUGUGGUGAAGGUGUAAAAGUGUGCACCACAUGUUAUCACACAGCACCAGGGUGUUUCUUUUGUUGACGUCGGAACUCGCUUUGAGGGCCGCCCUAAAAAGUUUGGAACCUGUACCUCAAGCGUUUGUAGUGAAAAGCAAGCUGUGUGCUGAGUAUGUAAAGAGCUUUGUGUUUGUGGACUGCUGUGAUGUGAUGUCAGACCGACCAACCUUAACAACCGGUGAUUUGCUUAUAUUCGUUCGAUUUGUACAUUCGUAGUACACAACCUGGAGUGGACAUGGACAAAACGACAAAGCUAUUAUUAAACUACGGGCUCAUCUUGUA
Messenger RNA from Anopheles stephensi (Asian malaria mosquito), 2922 nucleotides. RefSeq names its product soluble calcium-activated nucleotidase 1. The transcript has 2 exons. The record is from RefSeq and is a predicted model, not a curated record. Gene Ontology annotation, molecular function: UDP phosphatase activity; calcium ion binding; GDP phosphatase activity. The coding region runs from base 329 to 1624 and encodes 431 amino acids. Gene Ontology annotation, biological process: proteoglycan biosynthetic process. Lineage: Eukaryota; Metazoa; Arthropoda; Insecta; Diptera; Culicidae.